Messenger RNA from Musca domestica (house fly), 16516 nucleotides. RefSeq names its product protein quiver (gene qvr). Gene Ontology annotation, molecular function: catalytic activity. Lineage: Eukaryota; Metazoa; Arthropoda; Insecta; Diptera; Muscidae. The record is from RefSeq and is a predicted model, not a curated record. Bases 875 to 2527 code for a protein of 550 amino acids. Gene Ontology annotation, biological process: sleep; positive regulation of voltage-gated potassium channel activity; regulation of synaptic transmission, cholinergic. The transcript is spliced from 3 exons.
GCCGAUUCUAAAGUUCAUACCUCAAUGAUGGAUCUUUUAAAGUCAAAAAAUAUUCAGUCAUACUCUUUCACACCCAAGGAUCAAAAGCAGACAUCCCUGAUAAUCCGAAACCUCUUCUCUCUAACUGAACCAGAGGCAAUUAAAAACGAACUAGAUCAGUUAGUUCCUGAAACAGUGGCCAGUGUCUCAAAAUUUAGAACACCGACAUCAAUUAAAAACAACACUGAUACGGGUCUUUUCUUAGUUUGCUUAUUGCCAGGAAAGAAGUUUGGCGAAAUUUCACAUAUUCGCCAACUGCAAUACCAAUCCAUAAUCUGGGAGAAACCCAAAAAAAGGGAUACCUUCGUCCAAUGCCGAAGAUGUCAAGGGCACGGACAUAUAGCACGUAAUUGCAAUUGCUCUUACAGAUGCGUUAAAUGUAAAGACAAACAUCUUCCUGGAGAAUGUAAAAGGUCCAAGACAGACACCUCGGAACCUUACUGUGUUAAUUGCGAAAAAACAGGCCAUCCCGCCAACUGGCGAGGAUGUCCCUCCUAUAAAAAAUAUGCCUCCGACAGGAAAAAAAAGAUGGCAGUAGCAUUAGAAAACAGAGCUCUAGCUCAAAACAAUGUAUCUAAAGCAUUAAACACAUCCAAAUAUUCACCGGAAAAAACUUUUUCAAACUUAUUUAAAAGUGUCACAUCUAUUCCCCAAGAUUCAACCAAAAAACCACAAAUAAUUCAAGACUUCCUUAAGUUAGCAAAUCUUUUUUUGGAACCUGAAGAGCUGACCUUAGAGCAAGAAAUUCAAAUAUUCCUAACAGAAUAUAAAAACUUGUCAAAAACCGAAGCAAAAAAACAAUUUUUAAUGCUUCUUAAUAAAGUUAAAUUGAAUUAUGGACCAUAGAUCACUAAAAUUUCUUACUUUCAAUGUACGAUCCCUUGUGGAUAGAAGUCGACAAAUAGAAUUAAAAAACACACUACUUCACAAUAACAUCGAUAUAGCAUUCAUCCAGGAAUGUCAUCUCAGAUCCAACAUGCGUGUCAAAAUAAGUGGAUACACUUUUGUCUACGAUAAUUCUCCCACUGGAGUUGCAAUUUUCAUCAAGGACUCAAUUCAAUUCAAGAGAGUUUCCGUUCCGGCCACUGGCAUUAAUACGACACUUAUAGAAAUCUCAUCUAACAAUUCAACAAAAAAAUACCUUCUGGGAUCGGUAUAUAUCCCGUGCAGUUAUCCUGUACAGCGCCUCGAUCUUGAUCUGAAUACAUUACUUCAGUUAUCUAGCAACUUUGAUGGUUUCAUCUUUGGAGGGGACUUAAACUCCAAAAGUCCAACAUGGGGCGACUCCUACGAAAACUCAAAUGGAAGAGUCUUGAGGUCCUGGUUAUCAGAUAAUUCUAUGGAUGUCAUCAGGAUAUGCGAUACUAGCCCAUCGUAUCCAAGUGGUACCUCUUACCUGGAUCAUUUCCUACUCAGCAACCAUUUAAUCAACAGUAGAAAUCCUAACUAUACUAUAUCCACUAGACCCACUUUCUCGGAUCAUUUCCCCAUUAAGUUAGACCUAAAACUUGAUCAUUUAAACAUCGAUUUGACGCCUCCGCAAUUCUUCAUAUCUUAUAAAAACACUAAUUGGCAUAACUUUCGUCAGGACAUAGACGUUAUCUCACGUCAAAUAAUGCCUUCCAUCAAUAGGAACCUGACCAAUGACGAGAUUGAUACCACUCUAAACGGUUUUAAGAGUCAUUUUUCCAACAUCCAUGAAAUACACUCCGAAAAAUUUAAAAUAGAGGAUAGGAGCCUACCAUACUCGGACAAAAUCAAGAAAAUCCUACAAAUUAAACAUCAAUGGCAACGAAAUCUCAAAAAAAUCUUCCAUCGUUCAGGCAACAGGACAAGCCCGCGUUCAAUAUACUGCUAUGAAUGUGACUCGUGGACAGAUGCCCGAUGCAAGGAUCCAUUCAAUUAUACUGCAUUGCCAAGAGAUCAGCCACCGUUGAUGACAUGCAAUGGCUGUUGUGUUAAAAUGGUGCGACACUCGAAAUCACCCUACGAAGUUGUUAGACGCAUGUGUACGUCACAACUACAAAUAAAUUUAUUUAUGGUCGAUCAUGUGUGCAUGAUGGAAAGUUCAGGCAAUGGACAUAUGUGCUUUUGUGAGGAAGAUAUGUGCAAUUCUAGUAAAAAUUUAUACACAUCAUCUAACAUACCCUACAUUAUCGCCACAUUAAUGACAUUUUUAGUAGUGCUAAACACACAUUUAGGAACUAGUUCACAAUACCUUCUCCUACUAUCAUCAUCAAUCUCUACUAUUUUUCAAACAUUAUGGUCGUCAUCAUGGUUACUAAUCUCCUUCUUGUUACCAACAUCAGCAUCAUUAUAUCUUACAUCGUUUUUGAAUAAAACAUCAACAACAACAAAGACAACAACAACCACUUUUACUACUACUAAUAAUAAUAGAACAACAUCUCAAAAAACUACUACUACUACUCCAACAACAACAACUAUUACUUCCUUUUAUGAUCCUCCUUUUCCUGUUAAUCACAGAUAAAUAUGUAGUUCGAAAAUCAAACAAAACAAAACAAAAACUUAGUACAUUUACUAACUUAUUAAUUAAUUGCAAUUGCAUACAUACAUAUUAAUCAAAUGUAGUUGUGUUUGAAUUCUUAGUUACAAUCAUCAUAAAACACACACACACACAGAAACACAAAAAAAUAACGAGAACAUGAAAUAGAACACUACACACAAACACACACCCAGAGACACAUAUUUACACAUAGUUUUACUUGUUAAAUGCUAAAUUUAAUUUAUUUAAAUUAGAGCUCCUCCCUCGUUCUUAAGGUUUCAAAAGUAAUUUUAAUGGAAAUUAUCGAAAAUUAAAAGAAUUAAUUCAAAUGAAGAUGUAUUUGUAAUAAGAUUUCCCUAAAAUUACAUUUGAAACAAAUGCUUAGUUUUAAAUUAAAAAUUCUUAUAAAGAAUUUGAUUGUUAUUUUUUUUUUUUAAUUUUUCAACUUCCCCAUUUUUUGUAGACUUUGUAGUAAUGCUAAAGACAUAACAAACAAAAACACCUGAAUAACCUUUAAAUUAUUUAACAAAACUAAAAUAAAGCAACUAUUUUUUAUUUAUUGUCUAUUUGUAAAAACAGUUUCCAAACGUUUCUAUUCUUUUUUCUCAACAUUUUUAUUUAAUUCCCUUAAUGUAGUGAAAUGUUUUUAUUACUCUUUCCAUAUGCUUAUCUUGUUUGCUUUGACAAAUGAUUAUUUCAUUUGCAUUACUCUCCUCUCUUCGCAGAGAAAUUUGAAAUGUUACAAAGAGUACCUCAAAAGGUUUUUUUUUAAGAAGAGUUAAUGCAUUUCUUUAGGAAAUGUUCAUACUCUACGCUCAGCCAUAUGGCUAGAGAGGGUAUAUAUCAUUUGAUACGGCCAUAACGAACCUCUCUUUGGGACAAAUCCGUUUCAGGCCAUUUGGAGUCGAUCUAGCUAGGCCCGCCCGUCUGUCUGUCUGGCUGGCUGGUGCGCAGAUAACUUUCGUAAGGAGUAUCCGAUUUGAUCCAAACUUGGUAAAUCAUAAUAUUAUUGCCAAACUUACAUCGAGUUCGGAGAUGGGAAAUAUCGGUCCACUCCUUCUGGACCCCCUCCCCCACAAAAAGUCGAAAUUUAAAAAAAUAUAUUUUCUGCACAGAAACAGAAAGGAUAAUCCAAUUUUGCUCAAACUUUGCAAAUCCUAAUAUUUGCAUUAAUACUAGAUCAUGUGCGAAAAUGGACAAUAUCGGUCCACUUCGUCAAGUACCUACCCCACAAAGGGCCAAAAUUUUCGAAAUGUUAAAAAAAAAUUCUGCACAGAAAGGGAAACGAUAAUCCAAUUUUGCUCCAACUUUGCAAGUAUUAGUAUUUGCGUUAGUGCUAGGUCAGGUGCAAAAAUAGAAAAUAUCGGUCCACACUAUUAAGUACCUCCCACACAAAGGGUCAAAAUUUUGAACAUUCAUGAAGCUCAUAAAACACGAAAUUAAAAUCCGAUUCCAUGCAGACUUGGCACUUCUCAAUAUUUUCAUGAACACAAGAUCUGUUAUUAGGAUGGUAGAGAUCGGACCAUUCCUUUUGGUACAUCUCCCACAAAACGUCGAUAUUUUGAACUUUCAUGAAGCUCAUAAAACACGAUAUUAAAAUCCGAUUCCAUUCAGACUUGACACUUCUCAAUAUUUUCAUGAACACCAGAUAUGUUAUUAUGAUGGUAGAGAUCGGACCAUUCCUUCUGGUACCUCCCCCACAAAGGGUCAAAAUGUUGAGUAUCCAUGAAGCUCAUGAAAAGGGAAAUAAACAUCCGAUUUCAUAAAGAUGGUAGAGAUCGGACUAUUUCUUCUGGUACCUCCCCCAUAAUUGGUACAAGAUUUUGCAAAACAAAACGUUCAAAGAAAGCAAAAAUAGCAUCCAACUCCCUUCAAAUUUCACACAUUCAAAUAUUUUUGGUAAUUGCGAACCCAUUCUGGUACCUAACCCACAAAGGGUCACAAUUUCCGAAAUUUAUAAUUUCGCUAAAAUUGGAUAUAAAUGUUCGUUUGUCUUCAAAUUUUGCAAAUACCAAUAUUUUUAUCUGCAUUAGAUGAAGUAUGAAAAUGGGGUACUUCAUCUCAUAUAAUGUAUAGGAAGUAAUCGAUAUAGUCCAAAUCUGACACGUUUUAAUAUGUAUAUCAGUGUUAAGUCAGAUACGAAUUGGUCAAUGUUGGCCAACUUCGGAACUUCCCCAUAAAGGGUCAACAUUUUGAAUAAUUGUAACUCAAGGCUGGGGGUAUACAUAAAGUAUAUAAAAGUUUAUACAUUUUAUUAAGAAAAGUUAAUAAUUUUUAUUUAAGAAAUAUACAUACAUACUAGUAUUUAUAAAAAUUUCACAUUUUUUAUUAAGAUAAAUUUUUCAAGAUAAAUUCAUAAAAUUCUCGAUCCAACUUUUUCAACAAUUUUCUUUGUGACAUUUCAACUUCUCUCAAUUCUAUCCUGCAGUCACAUUUUAUAUGAUUCUCACAUUUCACACAUUUUCUUUAUUUUUGAAAAAUUUUCAAUUGCCCGAAGCAAACACCAAUUUGUUAUUUGCAAUAACAAAAUAACAAACAAAAACAAUUCUAUUAAAAGAAAUUUGCAAAAAUAUAUAUAUUUAUUUUAUUUUUAAUUAAAAUAAUAUUUAUUUCUUUAUAAGUUUUAUAUUUAAGAAACAAAAAAAUGACAAAAAUAAAUAAAAAAAUAUUUGAUAUUAAAAAAAACACAUAAAUUUACAAACCAAAAACCAGAGGCUUUAAAAGUUUUUGUGCAUGUAUUUGUAAUUUGUUAAUUAAUUACUAUAUUUAUUAUUUAUUUUUCAAUUGUUAAUGUGUAAGGCAUGUAUAAAAAAAAACAAUAAGGAAACCAAGAUAUGGUAAAAAUUACGAAUAAAUAAAAGAAGAAGAAUUAAUUUAAAAAUACAUAUGUAGUUUAUUGCUUGUAAAAAAGAAAAAAAUUAACACAAAUAAAUUCUUAAAACCUAUGGAAGAAUCAAUCACAUUAUGAUAUAUUGAAAUGUUAUUAAUAGGAAUGAAAACCCAAAAAAAAAAAAAAACAACAUUUGAAAGUUACCAAUAUUUGCUCAUUUAUCAUAAAUAAGUUAUAUUUUGUGUUUUUUUUUUUUUAUUAUUUUGUUUUUUGUUAAUAUCAAACAAAAAGAUAAGAAAAGAGCUCAUACUUUUCUUUGAGAAAAGUGUUGUGCCUGAAGAUCAUACUUUCCUUUAUGAAUAGUUCAUACUUGUCUUUAUGAAAAGUUCAAGUACAUACUUUUCAUCAUGGCACAAUUACAGAAGGUAGAACAAAGCUACCCCCUGAAUACAUUUUUUUUCUUUUCAUAUUUUCAUAUUUUCAUAAUUUUUUUAAGAAAAGUUUAUACAUUAUGAACUGUUCGGUACUUUUCUUUAAAAAAAAUCUCAUAAUAUUCAUGAAUAAAAUGUUCGUAAGGAAUGUUCUAUAAGAAAAGUUCAUAUCUUUCUUUAAGGAAAGAUCAUAAUUUUCUUCAGAAAAGUUCAACAAAAUUCUUACUUUUCAUUAGAAAUGUUCGUACUUUUCUAAAACUAAAACUUCGUACUUUUCUAAAAGUAAAAGUUGGUACUUUUCUAAAAGUAAAAAUUCGUUCUUGUACUUAAGAAAAGUUAAGACUUUCAUGAAGUAUUUAAAAAAGGUUCAUACUUUUCAUCAAAAAAUAUCAUAUUAUCUAAUAAAAAAGUUUGUACUUUUCAUUGAAAACAGUUCAGACUUUUCUUCGCGAAACUUUAAUACUUUUCUUUACGAAAGGUUCAUACUUUUCAUUAAGAAAAGUCCAUCGUUCAAAGAGAUCUUAAUGUUGUCGUCAAUAUUUAGUUACUUUCCUAGUUUAGCGUUCCCUAUAUGUUCAUACGUCAAAGACCUAAAAUGGUAAAGACUAGACAAAAUGCAUUUUGAGCAAAUGGUUUGUGUCUAUACUAUCUAGAUAACAGCCCAUGGCAGGACCAUGUUAAUAUAAAAAACCCAUUUAUAGAAAAAUAAGACAAACAAAAAUUUUAAAAAUCCAAAAAUUGGGUUUCAAAAUUUUACUCCAUAGACUUUCCCAGUUAAUUGCAUAUUGCCUAAUCGGUUUUAAUCGCCUAACAUUGCUAACUAUGUUGUUACGAUAUCAUAACAACAGAGGUAUUUUCACAGUGUUGCCAUAUCUUGACUCUGUCUUGUCCCAUCUUUAUACUUCUAUGUCUUUGCAUACGUUCCUUAUCUGUUAGUUUAGCGUUCCUUAUAUAUUAUUCGAGCCACAAUUUCAUACAUACGUAUUUUAUAGAAAACCCGUAUUUUAUAGAAAAAAAUUGGACGAAUUUCAAUUUAACUACUUCUGAUUCAUGGCGCAAUAACAAGGUGUUCCUGCAAAUUUUAAAAACCAUAUUAAAUGUCAAAACUUAUUUACAUUUGUGUGCCAUUUGUUUAUCUUUUGUUCUGCGAUUUCAAUCACAAUAAUGCAUUUUGACAUUAAAUUUAGUAGUCAGCUGUCUUAGACCUUAUACUUGGGCCAAGAGUCAGCCCAUCCAAUUGUCUACCGAUAUGAUAUUUGACACAAUAAAAAGAUACUCCCAUUGCUCAUCUAUUAGAUCAUUUGAUAAGAUCAGCUGAUUUCACUCGUAUUGUCAAAUGCUGCAAUUAAACGUAUGAGAUCGUAAAACGUAAACAAAAGUAUUAACAGUAUGCGAGUUUUUCAAUAACAACGGUAUUUUUCCUUAAUAUCUACGCGACCUGUUUAAUGGGCCUUGAGUACUCCGUUUGUCCUCUAGAAGAGUUGUCAAAAUACUUAUUGUGAUUGGAAUCUUACUAAGAAGAAUAUAAACAACGAGUAAACAAAGCGUAAAGAAAUGUUUAUGUUAUAAUUGCGUCAUGGUGACAAAUGAUUGUUAUCAAGGUAGUUUUAUGUGGUCAUUCGCUAAGACUAACUGUAACCAAAAAAAUUGAUUUCAUUCAGUAUUUCAAUCAUAAAAGAAGUUUUUUUCUAGUGAUAUAGCGACGGGAUUAUUUGACGGUGUAAAACCAACUAAUGCGAUGCGCUUUUGUGGUGUAAAAUCGCCGUUGAGUUAUGCUUUGUUCCUUUCUAUGGUAGAAGAAUUCAGGUAGAUAUAUCAACGAGAACAUUGAUGUGUCAAAAUUUUUAAAAUGUUUUUUGUUUUCAAAAAUAUAUAGAUUUUUUACGUUUUCUUAUACGACUCCAAUCGGAGGUUAUUAUACUAAACAUAUUUUUAACAAUUUUUGCAAAUUUGAAUAAUUUUGCAUUCAAAAUAUUCAAUUUCAAAACUAGUUUGACAGUUCAUUGACCCAGCAGCUGUGUCGAUGCGACUACCUGUAUUCUUCUAACAUGGGCCCAAUUGAAAACAAAAUAAUUUUUAUUAAAAGUGACGAGAUAAUUUAACGGUGUAAAACCAGCUAAGGCGAUGAGCCAACAUAUUCCUUUGUUGUGUAAACUCGCCUGUGUUAAAAGUAUAUAUAUGUAAAACCCUGUUGAAAUUGAAAUCGUUGUUUAUUCAAGAUUUCUUUCUUUACUUUACAAAUAUUAUAAAGUGUAUCCUAUGAAAAGUGUUGUCAUUUUCCAUGCGGGAACAUAAUAAAAAUUUAAAUGUGGCAAGUUUUAUUGUGCUAUUUUGUUUCAACAAUACCGGGGAUUUUCUUUUCAUGGCAAAACGUCAAAGUAAACAUAAAAUUUAUAUUGUUUAAUUCCAUUUAGUAAUGAAACAUUAAAUAAAUCAUAUCAUUAUCAGGUAUAUCGGAAAAAUGACAUUAAAAAGGCAACAUUCUUCAUAAGUAAAUUAUAUUUAAUUUUCUGAAACAUAAACAAAAAUCAUAAAUAAUUUUAAGUUAUUAUAUAGAUUUUAGUUAUACAUUAUUCUGAACAUAAAUAUUGGCAACAUAAGAGUAGAAUUGAAAACAAAUUUUUGUAAUCACAAAAUUUCCAAGAAAUAAACAUAAAAUGCCUUUUAAUUAUGAUUUUGUGUUUUUUGUUUUGUCUUUGGUUUUGGUUUUGUUCAAACGUAGAGUUGAUAACCUUAAGCUUGGGCACACGACAUAUGCAAGUGGGAAAUUUCUUUAAAGGAUUUUGGCUUAAAGAAAUGUCUUUCAAUUGCAUUAAUCGUGUUAACGUAGUAUUAGAUUCCCUCCAGUAGAAAAGUGAAUUAAGCUUAAUGAAUGUUCUCUUUUUUCUUUUUUGUAAUUUAUUAAUGAACUAAUUUCGAAGCUGCUGUUCUGUAAAUUUGUUUUCCUUUUUUAUUUCAAAAAACAAAAAGAAAAAACUUCAAAGUUCUUACACAAAACUCCUACACAUACAAAUCACAAUAUUAAAAACUCUUAAAGCAUGAUGUUUUCCCCAAGUUCAACACCUAGAAUUACAUAUUUGUUUAAAUUGAAAUAUUACUUACAGAAGUUAUGAGUUUGUAGACUUCUAUUCGAAAAACAAAACUAGUAAAGUGUUCUGAAGAAAAUUAUGCACCUGGUUUAAGAGAAAAACAAAAAAAAAAAAAGCCACUCUUGCAAAUCACAAAUAUUGCACUUUGAAAGAAAUUUACGUUCUGUGUAAAAUAGUCUGUCAUAGCAUGUAUAUUUUAUUUAAAAUUAAUGCAUAAAUAAAAUGAGAAAAAAUAACACUCAAUUCCAUAGUUUAGAAUUUAAACAAUUAUAUACCACACAAAACAAAAAAAACAUAUUUUCAAUGCAGGUCCAUGUCACGGCAUGUUAGUAGUUGUCAAAGCAGUACUAUACAUUUUAUGUGAAGAUAGCGAAAAUUGUACCCAAUAUGACUGUGGAAUAGAAGUAAUGGUUCAAAAUGGUCUUCCAAGUCGCUUUCGAGUCAAUGUUGAAAAAACACAUUGGGCGCCAUCUUUGUGGAAAUAAUUUUCUACCAAACAAAACUUCUCGCUAAUAUGGCAUUCGAUUGCGUCUAACUUCAGAGUAGUUACUAGCAAUCGUUCACAUAUGCAGAGAUGGAAAUGCUGAAUUUAUAUAAUAGCUUAUGCGAAAUGCAAUGACGGCCAAAUGAUAUUAGGUGUGUACGAUAACCUGUCUAGUAAAAGGUUUACGGAGAGAAUUUUCUCUCUCACGUACAAAUAUUGUAAACAUUUAUCGAACAACAGUCUUUAAAAUCUAGCAAAAAACAGCUGGAAGACUGCUCUCUUUACUCGCUUUCAUUUUCUGGGCUUUGGGUUAUCAAACAAUAUUUAAUUAAUAUUUUUAACAAAAUAUUGGGUUAUCGUAGGAUAGAUAAAUCAUGGGUUUCAUUGUUUUGUCAUGGAUUAAUCGUUACCGAAUUUAAACAAGACAGCGUUGAAUAUUUGGGAAGCAAUGCCCGGCCCAUGUUAAAACCCUUAACUUUGCGAUUUUGAAAGUCUCUUUCGAGUCAAUGUUUAAUGUUUUAAAGCCCUUAGCUUUGAGUUCUUCAGAAUCUCCUUCAAUGUUUACAAAAUCCAUCUUUGGGGGAUAAUGUACAAAGAAAACCAAGUCAAUUUUAGAAACUCAUUCAAUGCCAUCUUUGGCUGAUAAUUUACAAAAAAAAAAAAAACCAAGUCAUGUCGUGACUGUUCUCUAGCUUCUCCCUGUGAUUCUCCCGAAGAUUUCAGAAAAUGUUGAUUUCCUGAGCAGAUAUUCCUUGUCUUACAGUAGACACGACUGACAUGGAACGGUUUUCGGGUUUAUAGUUGAAUAAAAUAAAACCUCCCAGACGUUGCCUUCAUAACAUCCUUGGAAUUGAUGCUUGGUCGCCAUCCAUGUACCCUAAGCCUUUACAACGGUCAUAUUAUAAUAAAACUUUGAAUUGACAGUCUCUUUCGGGUAAAUGUUUAACAAAAUGCCAUUGGGCGCCACCUCUGUGAAAAAAUCUACAAAAAAAAAAACAAAUCAGUCGCCAAUAAAACUUCUCAUAAAAUCUAUAGACGCUAGAAUAUAUGUCAAAAUGGAAUACAUCAAUACUUACAGUCAUUAGUACUCUCUCUCCCUCUCUCCCUCUCAUAUAUAACUAGAAAAUUGUAAACUCUAAUGCAUCUUUUCAAAAUCUAACCCCUUCUCUAUGACUUUUUUCGAAAUUAAUGUCCUCUACCAACUACAACAACAUCAUAACAUAAUAUCAGUCAUGGUAGAAUAUUUCUCUUCCCUCAAUACAGAAUAUAGGGGUAAAAUAGAAGAAUUUAGAAAAAACCAACAACAAUAAUAUGAGUAAAUUUUUACUACGGCGCGCAUUAGAAUUCAACUCGUUUUUUCCAAAUUUAAAGAACCGCAACAUCCCAAAGAAAGUCCAAAAAAAAGGAAAACAAAUAAUUGUAGUAAAAAAAAGAAGCUUGAACUAAAUGUCUUUCUUAGAAUUUAUGGCAAGUAACAGGCGUAAAUAAUAUCCAUAGAUUCCUCACAAUAUAAAAAGCACUGUAAUCUUCAAAAUAAGCUUACAAAGCUGAGUAACAACAAAGCAAAGAAAUAAUCAUUAUUUGAACAAGUUUUUAGUUUUCUUUAGUUUUUUCGAUGAUUUUAAGUUUUUUUUUUUUUCUUAAUUUAAAUAAAAAAAUCACUCGCCUCUCUCACGUUUUUAUAUAUUAUUAAGGAAAACAUAUACAAAAUUUCAAAGCUUCAAUGAUUUAGUGGCCUUUUAUCACCAAUAAAAUAAGCAUUUUUUUAUUAAUAUUCACCUUCAACCUUCUUAAGACAUGCGAUACACUCUCUUCAAAAAAUAACAUCAAUUCAUCUCUCUCUCUCUAUCUCACCUCACAAAUAUUUUCACAUGUAGUAAAAUAAACAUUGUUUUGUCAUCACAUCACAUUUCUAUCCUUUAACUCUCUCUAUUAACAAUUAGUAAGGUGACUCUUUAGUACAAGACUCAAUUAAUUGCCAAUGUAAAGCGGGGGUGUAAAAACGGCCUCUUAACGUAUUAUAUGGCCAUUUUUACACAUACCAAGGAAAAUAUAAUAUUGUUCAUACGAUGUUGCAUAUGAUAAUUGAAUGUAAUAACUGGUUCACACAGUUGUAAAAAUAAAACGAAAACCUUGCGGCAUGUCUAUAAAUAAUAUUUAUCUUUACAUUGGCAACUAAAACAGCAUAUCUUCUCUUAAACAAUUUUCGUUGUUAUAAUUUUUUUAUCAUUCCCUCCCAAAUAUAAAGAACAAUAAAAAAAGUACGCAAAGCUUAUGAGAAACCAUUGAAACGAAAUGCCAUCACAAGUGGGACCGUACUUUGAUAGUUUUCGAAACCAAAGGAUCGAUAAACGACUACUAACACCUAAUCGCCAAUCACAACACCCUUAAUAUAGAUUUACUAAUACGAACUACAAACUACAGUACCACUUGACGAUGAGCUGUCACGAUUUCUUUCUAUUGUUUUUUUUUCAAGCAAUAAAAAUUCAAUGAAAGAAAUUAACAAAAGUGCUUUUUCACAUACGAUACCAGUGGUCUGAUACAAAUUUUUUCAUCAUGUACCACCAAAUCGCACCAAACGAAACGAAAAAAAAAAAUCAAGUCCUUUCCCUAUAAUAAGAACAAAAUAAAAAUCAAUCAACCCAGCUACCGGCCAACAAACUGAAAAGCUUUACGUCCCGAUUGUUGAAAGCUUCCACCAAAACGUUUUAAUACAAAUAUAUAAAUAUCUAUUAAACAGAGAUUUAAAAAUGAAUUUGACAAAACAUAUGUUUUUUAUGGUUACAAAUUCUUGGAACAAGACAUAAACAACAUAGUUUGUUAAAAUCAUUUUUAAAUACACCGACAGUAACGCUAUUUAAAGCAAUCAAAUACACACACAAAAGUCUACAAAUCAUAAAGAGGCGGUUAACGAUUAUCAAGUGUCGCUUAAAGCUUUUUUGUCCCAUCUGCAACAACUACAAGGAUUUUGAGUCUCUUCUCUCCCCCCCAAAAAAAAAAACAACUUUUUGUUCCAAUCGAAACAAGAAAACAAAAAUAAAAGCUUAUUUUAUUUUCAAAACAUAUAAAACAACAACAGAACAACCACACACAACAGCAGCAUUUUCGAAAAUAAAAUAAUAAAAUUAAUUUUUAAGCAAAAAAAAACUUUUUCUAAAAAAAAACAAACUAUAUAAAAUUAUAAAUUUAUUCUUCAUGUACCUUAAAAGAAAAUUGAUAUUAUAAUUAAAAAAAUAGAAUUAAGUUAUUUUUAAACUAUGAAAAAUUAAAAAAAAAAAAAAAAAGAAAUGCUUUUCAUAAAUUUGUUUACAACAAAUUAUACUAAUUUAUAACAUUGUAUUUUUAAUUUUUUUUUAUUAGAAAAUAACUUAAAUGUAAGUUUAAAUUAUGUUAACUUAAAAUUGGAUUAAAAUUUCAAAUUAUUAUGAAAAAAGGAUUAUCGAAAUUAUUUGUGUUUCUCUUGAUUUUACAUACAGUUUAUAUUGAAUGAUAUUUCCCAUUUUUUGAAAGAAAGAAAACGCAGGGUUAAUUAAUGUUGUCGGCGUUAGUUUUUACUGUAUUCUUUUCCAAUACUAUUUAUCCAGUCAUUAAUUUUUAGAGGUUAAUGCAGUCCGUUGCAAAAAUAAAAUCAUAAAACACAAAGUGAACAUUUCAAAAUCCAGCUGUUUAACUUUAAAUUUUUACUUUGUUUCUUUCAACAUUUUUUCAUCCUUCUUUAGCCAAUUUCGAUUGUCUUCCUUUAUAAUUGCUUUGCAAUGUCGAAAACUGUUAGCAUUUACUAGCUUUGAAAAGUAAUGGAUGGUAAGAAAAAACAAUUACCCCACUAUGUAUGUUGUAGUAAAAUACAACUCUGAUUCUGAUACAAUUUGUACUGUGUAAACUUGGGGUUAAUAAUAAUAUACAACAAAGUUUCAAAUUAUUUACUAAAAAAUAUCUUGUUCUGAACAAAAUCUCCCUAGUAACAUCUUAAUCGCAGACUAGUCGCUUUUCUUAUUUACAAGAAACAAGAGACACCAAGAAUUGUUAAACUAUGUUUACAUCGAUCAUUUUUGCCAUAUAUUAAUUGAAAUUGUCAACAUAAAUGUGUUUGAUGUAAACAUAGCCUAAGUAAAACGUGUUUACAGUCAUAAAGCCUGCUUUACGCUGAUACAAAUAUUCCUGAUAUAAUAAAGAAGGUAACGUCAUGCAUCAUAUAUUUGCAAUUGUUUCAAAAUUGUACAUUUAGCAAAAUCUCAUUGUCAAAAUGUUUAUUUUUUCUUUCAAUGAAAUUAAAUUUGACAUACUACAGAAAAAUGCAGAGCUGUAUAUUAUUAUCAUGACACAAUUACAGAAGGUAGAAAAAAGCUACCCCCUAAAUACAUUAAUUUCUUUUGGUGCCCCUAUUAUGUCAAGACAUAUACACAGUUUGUAUACGUGUAUGUAUUGUUUUGAAUUAAAAAGAUAAUAAUUUUAAAUUACGUCAAACUUAGAUGCAAUAUAAAUGUAAUGUUUAAAAAUAUAUUUGAGACAAAAGACUCCUGUACAGAGUUGCAUUUUCCUUGUUUCUUGGAAGUUGAGCAACCUUUCUAAUUGAGCAAUGAGUAUUAUUUGAAAUGAGGAUACCUUAAUUUAAUUGUGUCAUGCCAUGAGCAGGUUUAGCAUACUAAAUCCUCUCGGCUAUCUCGAAAGAGUUUUGUACCUAAACGAAUUCAACGAUUUAUUAUUUAGAAUUAAAAUAUGUCAGGAAAGAAUUACUAUUGCUAAAAGUUACAAAAUACCAUAAAAACAAUGGAUAUGAAAAACACAGGCAUGUAAACGGUGUUAAUUACAGUUCAAUGACCACAUUUGUAGUAUAUACAUUGAUUUUGAAGGAUAUAAAACCAUUUACUAAAAAAAUAUAAUUCCCCUAUAAUGGAUCAUUUUAUGACGAAUUUCUCUCUCAAAAGCCUAAUUAACGCGGUUACGAAUGUAUGUUUGGUGUAAAUUAGGCUAUAGAUCAGAAAUCAUCAGAUCAGAAAAAUCAUAACUAUUUUGAUAUCGAUGAGGAUUAAUGUCAGUCAUAAAAAACUGUUAAUCCCUUAAAUAAAAGCAUUAUUGAUCUCCUUGCUCGUAUGAGCAGAACACUAAUUGUGAAUGGAAUCACUAAACGAAAGAUAAAAAACGGCAUGGCUCGGAUGAAAAAAGAAGCAAACGUUAUUUAAUGGUGUGUUUACAUUGUACUAGACCCGACUGAAAUGUAAACAUACUAAAAGAUUUUAGUUUGCACUAUUAAACACCAUGGUAGAAGAAUAUAGGUAGACGCGUCGACACAGCUGCUGGGACAAUGAACUGUCAAACCAAUUUUGGAAUUGAAAAUGUUGAAUGAAAAAUUAUUUAAAUUUGUAAAAAUUGUUGAAAAACGCGAAUUAUAAUAGCCUCCGUAUGACGUAGUAUAAGAAAAUAUAUAAAAAUCCACUUAUAUCUAAAAAAACAUUUAAAUUUUUUUGACAUAUCAAUGCUCCCAAGCGUUGAUGCAUCUACCUGUAUUCUUCUGCCAUGAUUAAACACUCAGUCAUAUAUUGCAAAGUCAAGUAUAUUGCAAAGGUUACAUGGAUUUUUAUCUCCGAUCAGGAUAUAAUAAGACCAGGGUAAAGGUAGAUGCAUCAACACUUGAGAACAUUGAUAUGUCAAGAUUUUUAAAAUGUUUUUAUUUUAAAUAAGUAGAUUUUUAUAUGUUUUGUUAUACGAGGUCAAUCGGAGGUUGUUAUGAUAUGAAUUUUUCAACAAUUUUUACACAUUUUAAUCAUUUUUCAUUCAAAAUUUUCAAUUUUAAAAUUGGUUUGACAGUUCAUUGUCCCAGCAGCUGUGUCGAUGCGACUGCCUAUAUCAACACUUGAGACUAUUGAAAUGUCAAAAUUUUUAAAAUUUUUUUCGCCAUUUUUCAAAUAUAAAUAGAUUUUUAUAUGUUUUCUUAUACGAGGUCAAUCGGAUGUUGUUAUGAUACACAUUUUUCAACAAUUUUUACAAAUUUGAAUGAUUUUUCAUUCAAAAUUUUUGAUUUCAAAAUGGGUUUGACAGUUCAUAGUCCCAUCAGCUCUGUCGAUGCGACUACCUGUAUUCUAACACCAUGGAAUAAGAAAAAAAUAAUAAAUAUUUAAUCACAGUAAACUUGAUUAUGCGAAACGUACGUAACAUUUAUUGUGAUUGGUCGCUUGUAAGGGAAAAUCCUUGUAAAGAUUUUUUUCUAUAUAAAUAGUGUGAGAUUUGUGCAGGAUCUAUAGAAUCCAAUGGAUGUUGUAUGAGUCAUAUAAAUGAGCAAUAACUAAUUGAGAUCUCGCAAUCAAUUAUUAAGAGGUUGAAUGAGGUAAUUGACAUUGCACAUGUGAACGUAGUAGAAAUGUAUUAUACAAACAAUAUGAGGUUGUGUUUACACCUUACAUGUUUAUAUUAAACACUUUUUAAGCUCAAAUUGGGCAUUUGAAAUAUUGCUGAAGAAAAAAUGUCAGAUAUUUUUCAAAAAGCUACAUAAAAUACGUUCACAUACACAUAUUUAUGCGGGUUAAUCCUGAUAAUUAACCAAUCACAACAAAUUUAAUCUACAUUAAAUUUAUUGUGAUUGGGCAAUUGUCUCGGUUAAAACGCCCAAAGACUUUGUUUGUAAACCGUCUAUAAGUUUAUCAACACAUCUUGUCAAUCAAUUUUGAAUGAUAUUUUGUCUUAAUGACCCAUACAAUGGAUAGGAAUCCUUUUUGAAUUGGUCAAAAUAUAUUACUAAAUAAACUUUGAAGAAGGAAAAGAAUGGGAAAUUUAAUGUAAUUUAACAAAAUUUAGUUAUGAAUAGGUUACUUUGCUUCCAAUUAAUCUAUUUUUUAUAAAUUAUUAUUUUAUUUUAUAAAAAAACAAUUAAAUAACAUUUAUGGGAAUAAAACAAAAAAUGUCUUUUUUUUAGUAUACUAAAAAGUCAUGUUGUGUAAUUGUUAUUAUAGCGCAUAAAAAAAAAACAAUGACAAAGUCAUCUAAUAUCUAUUAUUUCUAUGCAAACAGACAUUACAAAAUAAUAAAACAACAACUUAAAAGUAACAACCAUAUAUGUAUUGCAAUCAUUAUAAAAAGAAGAGAAAUGCAAAUGUAAAACAUUUCAUAUUCCCAAUUAUCCUUAAUUAAAUUACAAUCAAAAAACAA